UUUCCAUGUGAUUGGUGAUCGACCCCCUGCCUCUGAGCCUGGCUGGUGCCGCCGCUGCCCGGCCCGGCAUGGCGGGUGGCUGGGCAACUGGAACCCGAGACCGGAGGAAGGGUGGCUGGGACCUCCGAGCUGCUGGGGUGUUAUAGAAGAUCUAGUCCCAUAUGAAGAUGGGACUGUUGGUGUUUAUUCGUAAUGUGCUGCUAGCCCUCUGUCUUUUUCUGGUGUUGGGAUUUCUAUAUUACUCGGCUUGGAAACUGCAUCUUCUCCGAUGGGAGGAUUCAAAUUCAGUGGUUCUUUCCUCUGACUCCGUUGGACGUUCAAUAGGCUCAGGAAGGAGAGAGAGAAAAUCCACACCACUUGUGCCACUGUCAUCUCUCCCAUUACACCUUGCUGGAGACCUGGGAACAGGGAAGGCUAAGAGAGAACCUGUCGCUGUUCUACGCCCAACCAUUCCUAAAUAUGACAAACUGGGAUUUCUCCUAAAGUUGGAUUCCAAACUGCCUUCAGAAUUAGCUUCAAAGUAUGCUAACAUCUCAGAGGGAGUUUGCAAACCUGGGUAUGCAUCUGCCAUCAUGACUGCCAUCUUUCCAAAGUUCUCUAAGCCAGCACCAAUGUUUUUGGAUGAUUCUUUCAAAAAAUGGGCAAGGAUCCGGGACUUUGUACCACCCUUUGGAAUUAAAGGACAAGAUAAUUUGAUCAAAGCCAUCCUGUCAGCAACCAAAGAUUACCGCCUUACUCCAGCCCUUGAUAGUCUCAGUUGCCGGCGGUGUGUGAUUGUGGGAAAUGGUGGCAUUCUAGCAAACAAGUCACUGGGGAUGAAAAUAGAUGACUAUGACAUUGUUAUCAGGCUGAACUCUGCUCCAGUGAAAGGCUUUGAAAAGGAUGUAGGAGGCAAGACAACAAUGAGGAUAACAUACCCAGAAGGAGCCAUCCAGAAACCAGAGCAGUAUGAAAAGGACUCCCUGUUUGUGCUGGCAGGGUUCAAGUGGCAGGAUUUCAAGUGGCUGAAGUACAUUGUAUACAAGGAAAAAGUGAGUGCCUCUGAUGGCUUUUGGAAAUCUGUGGCAACUCAUGUUCCAAGAGAGCCUCAUGAGAUCCGUAUACUGAAUCCAUAUUUCAUCCAGGAAGCAGCUUUCAGCUUUAUUGGCCUUCCUUUCAACAAUGGUGUUAUGGGCAGAGGGAACAUUCCUACUCUGGGAAGUGUAGCAAUAACCAUGGUGCUCCACAAUUGUGACGAGGUAGCAGUGGCUGGAUUUGGUUAUGACAUGAACUCUCCAAAUGCACCACUACAUUACUAUGAGAACAUCAAGAUGUCUGCCAUCAAAGAGUCAUGGACACACAACAUUCAGCGGGAGAAGGAAUUCCUACGGAAAUUGGUGAAAGCACGAGUAAUCACGGACCUCACCAGUGGAAUCUGAGAGGCACAGCCACUGUGCUGAAGGGCAUAGCCAUACACAUACAGCUGAGAACAAGGGCGGCAAGAGGUCUUUGGCAAGAAUCCCAGCUUCUUAGAGACGCACCGUGCCCUUGGAAAGUCUCCCUGGCUUGCUUUGUCUGCCUCUCUCAGGGCUGGCAGUUUUUGGCCUAGGGGGCAAAGGUUAUUGGCCUGAGGGGGCAGGUCCCUCACUCAGGAUUGGAGGCGCUGCAGUGUUGGAGUUGGAAAAUCACUGAAGAGAACAAAAAUAGGCCAGCGGAACAAAACAGAAUUGUGCCAAAUGGAACAGGAUCCGGGCCAGAGGUGGUAGUGCAUGAAUGUAUGGCAUAUUCUUGUGUACAAAAAGACUGAGAAUCACACAGAAUAUAUCAGUGUGCAAAAUGGAGCCUGGUCCCAUGGGACACUGGACGUUGCAUUGCACUUACUCUUUCUCUGUGCCAGCCAUGGCUCCUUUGUGGAGCUCGAGUCCAUCCAAGACUUGUCUGUUGUUGGUGCUGCUAUAACUUAAAGGUAUUGUGACCUCUCUUUGCCCUAGAUGGACUGACUGAGAGGUCUACUGACUUUCCUAAUUCCCUGCUUCAUGUGAGGCAGCUACUGCUGUCAACAUUUCUCUGGCUAUGUUUUGAGUAAAAUUAUUUAUGGAAUCCACCUCAUUGUGCUGGGGAUUUCUACUUGUUCAGCAGGCUGGCCACAAAUCUUGCUGGAAAUGCCCCAGUAUUUGUUUUCUGUGACAUCUUCAUCAUGAUUUUGAAGAAUUCAAGUAUUUGUUUCUUUUUUGGGGGAAAUAUAUAAUUUAUUUUUUGAUCAGGUUCAAAUUGUCCAACAAAGAUGCAUUAGUGUUUAGCAACUAAUGUUGCCAGUGAAUUUUCACCCAUUCUGUUGUACUCUGCUUUCAGUGACUGCCACCUUGAUAGUGUUCAAGCUUUUUUGGGGACAGAGGUAGAAAAUACUUGGCUGACAGUUGCCUUUUUUUUUUUUUUUUAAGCUUUCACAUGUCAGGCGUUCUGUCAAUCUGUUUCCAAACCUUUCUGCAGCCUUUACAAGGAGACAGAAACAUGUGCAUUUGUUACUGUUCUGUCCUAAGUCUCGGUUGCAGUAUUUGCACAACUGUAUAAUAUUGUUUUGGAAAGAAAUACAUUGUGCAAAGCAACCAUACUGUGGGGAGAGUGGAAUGACAUCUAUUGUUUGUGGAUCUACGUGUUCAAGUGGUAUUGUUGAGGAUGCUACUUCUGAUUGUCAGAUGUGCAUUUAAAUUUUGCACUACUGGUAGACCCAAUAGUGCAUUUAAAUUAGUUUGCCUUUCCUUGGAUGGAGGGAAUGUGAGAAUGCAGUUUUCCUGCAAACAGCCAAAAUAAUAAUUAUCUUGUAUGUGCCAGGGACAUCAGCCUGCUUUCUGAAGUGUGUGUAUGAAUUUUGCCUGCUCAGUGUCCUGAACAGAAUUCAGAAGCUGUUAAUAGGGGCACUGAGUAUUCUUUCAUAUGCUGAAAGACACAGUUAUAUUCUCAUAACAAUUUUAAAGACAUAUUCAGAAUGGUAAGAUUAAGAGCAUAGUUCUGGUAUAGUGCAAUUACUUAAUGAUAUAAAAGUUCCUGGUUAUCCUAAUGUGGGAAAGGGGUAGGGUACGAGGGUAACCCUAUUAAGUAGAGA
This is a messenger RNA of Pogona vitticeps (central bearded dragon), 3082 nucleotides long. Lineage: Eukaryota; Metazoa; Chordata; Lepidosauria; Squamata; Agamidae. The record is from RefSeq and is a predicted model, not a curated record.